AUGUCCAGCCUCAGGAACAGGACUGCCCACCCAGACUGCAACGCUUGGCAGGACACGCGCAUGCACUGUCUUCGUGUGCGACGAGUCGUCGGACGCAAACACCAGAUGCUCCGUCGAGAGCACCACACCGAACUCCUCGCCACCACAGCCUCAUCAGACAACAGGACCAUGUACUACCAUCCAAAACUCAACAACGACAACAACAACUCUUCAUGGACAACAGAAGCAUCAUCAUCUACACAUUCGGCAGGGCCAGGACCCAUCCCCACACACCGUCGACACAACCUUUCCAGUGAGCGCCGCCCGUUCCCCAGCCAGUCCUCGGAGCCUUACAGCCUGUGCGAGCGCUCAAUGUCACUGUCAGGAGUCGGUGCCUCACCACACGCGGUCGGCCAUAACACCCGUUCAUACCAACCAUCCGACGACGCUCCUCUGCUAAUGCCCCUGCCUCCGUUCGUCCAGCGGAUCGACAUGGCCGGCUCGCCCUUCUCGCCUCUCUCGCCCUACGAUCCAUAUGCGACGACGAUGGACGAGUCGCCCCAUCACCGCAGUAUCCGAUCAGGAAACCCUUUUAGUGGCGCACGAACUCACAGCAGCGGCGGCGGCGGAUCAGGAGGUGGCGGCGGGACCACCACUGCUCCCGCGGACAUGAGCCCAGGAGGCGGUGAUGCUACCGAGGGGGACACGCCAUCGGAUUACACCUUCCGCCGACGCAACGCCAUUGUCGAAGGCUCUGAGGACGCACCCAAGGCAGAUGACUUUCCCAACAACUCUCCCAAAUGA
Molecule: messenger RNA, 783 nt
Organism: Linnemannia hyalina
Lineage: Eukaryota; Fungi; Mortierellomycota; Mortierellomycetes; Mortierellales; Mortierellaceae
Source: the annotation of a GenBank genome assembly